AAUCGGCAUAGAUGGCUCACGUGGGGCAAAACGCGCGCUUCUUAAAAACGAGGAUCCCGUCUAAGGAAACUUUACCAUCGAGUGAAAAGGAAAACGUGGCAACCGGUAAAAAGAAACCAUCGAUCUCGCGCGACACGCGUCUCGCUUUAGCCUCGAACGAAGAACGAAGAAAGGGAACAGCUUUGAAAAACGAAGAUAGUCGAGUGAGCCGCGAGCUUGAACGAAACGCGCGUGCGAAAAGAACACCGUUUCGUGUGCAUUUCGACGAGAAAAAUGUCGCUUCGAAGUCGAGUGUCGCUUCGAAGUCGAGUGUCGCUUCGAAGUCGAGUGGCGCUUCGAGGCCGAAUUUCACUCCGAAGCCGAAUUUCGCUCCGAGGUUGAGUUUCACUCCGAGGGUAAAUCCCAAUUCGAAACGAAUAUUGCGUCGCUUGAAAAUCGAGUCGAAAGUCGCGCCAUCCUACGGAAAAAAUGAUUCUAAACGGGUAAACGAGACAACGAGCCCUCCUGUUCGUCAAAUUGAAUCAAAAAAGAUUGAAAUUUCGAACAAAUUGUUUGGAAAAAUACAGUCGGUAGAGGAGUCACGAAUAGACAAACAGCUUCCGCCGUCUAAAAUACCUCGUCGCAGAUCUCGUUCCGUUCAGCCGGUGCGAACCGUCACGCAUAGCACGUCGCAACGUUCAUCUUCGGCCGAUUGGCGCGAGAAAAGUUUUGGAUUCGGCUCGGUUAAUAAAUGCGCGACUCUAAAUAAACCAGCAUCGAGGCCAAUAGCAAAAGUAACUGUAGCUCUAAGGUCGAGAAACAAGAUCAGCGACAAUAGAAAACAAAUUUCCACCAAUUCACCGAAGAUCGCUCGAGAAAAGGAAACGUCGCUGAUUAUAAAAACAACGACGCCUGCCGACGGAUCAUUGCUACCGCCACCGCCAAAGACUCCUAUCAAGGUGGUGAUUCGACGGAGCAAGUAUACCACAAGCGCAUCUAACAAGGGCGAGCUACUGGAACGUCGAAACGAUUUCAAAGAAGAGAUCGAUCCUUUUCCCGCUGAAUUACUGUAUCAUGCAGAAUAUCACGAUGAACUGCCGAUGAUCGAGAGCGAAAGGGAGCAAAAAGCACCACAAUUGUCGCGUAAUUUCUUAACGAGGCACAUCAACGCGGAGCAGAGGAGGCUGGUCGUCAUUUUUAUAAUACGUCUAGGAAUACACUGCCGAUAUCCGUCGCGCAUUGUGUAUCAAUCAGUGAAGCUGUUCGACGCCGUUAUGGACAAGCUUUCCAUGGAUACGACGUUGAUCCAAAUGUACGCGUUGGCCAGUUUGUGGAUCGUGCUCAAGAGGCAAGAGAAAUUUCACAAGAUUCCGUCGGCUCCGAAGAUGGUGUCCCUCGCCAAUGAUCUUUACAUAGGAAGAGAGGACUUGUUGAUCGAUUGCGAGAGGAAGAUCUUGAGAAUUCUUGAUUUUAACAUCACGUUCGCCGACACGUUUAGCCUUUUUACGCAUCAUUUCAUCAGCUGCGAGCGUUACCUCGACGUAUCCGAGGAAACUGGAUUCUUUCUAUACAAUUGCGGCUGCUACAUGAUCGAUAUCACGCUUCUGGACGAGCAAUUUUGUAAAGUAUCCGCAAGAUUGAUCAGCGUAACGGUAUUAGAGUUGGUGCUCGGUAUCGGUUUGGACGUCGCAAGAGACAAUACUAUACCCCGAUGGUUGUUCUGGAGAGGUUUACUCUCCGCCGCUCUUAAUUCGCCUCAAAGGUUAGAAGACAAGGAGAUCGAUUCACUUCGUGUUGUAAUAUUGCGGCGCGUGUUAGAUUCGGAAAUUCAGCAGGACAGUUUCAAUGUGGUAUACAGAAAAUACACUCGCAGCAGAUACGGUCGGAUAUCGGAACCUUUCCUGCAGCAGGUUGCCAGGAUACCUGCCGCAGAAACUAUUUUUGAUCCGUAGAAUUGAUUUUUAUUGUUCUACAUAAAACGAUUAUCGCCGAUUUUUGGGAGAAAAGAGGAGGAAAGCUCAUUACCCUGAACAGUAUGUUCGAUCGGUCGGACCAAGAGCCGAACAUGUGCAGAAGAUCGGGCCGCUUCGAGUACAGGCCACUGGCAGCUAAUAUACCAUGAGUGAGCUCUUCCAAAGCGUUCGGAGUUUUAGCAGCCGAGCUGACGAUCAGCCUUGGUGGCUCCAGUCCUAAGUUGCAUGUCUGCCAUUCGCUAAUAGCAGCGCGUUCACCAUUCGGGCAAAGUAACUCUAUCUUUGAGGAAUCGGCGUCGCUCAAAGCUGGCGAUGGCAGGAAUGCCACGUCUCCCUUGCCUUCUAACAAGCAACUAAGUGUGACAGAAAAAAGAAGAAAAAAUGAAAAACGGGAAUUAUAAAUUGUAAAUCAAAGCGACGUAUUCGCCACGGUAGUAAAUAUUUCACGAUGUAAAUAUUAAAUUCGCAAUGAAAUUUUAUGCGCCACGUUGUAUGUAUUUUUGUUGAUAACGGCGUGAAAAUUUGUACAUUUCUAGCAUUUUUA
Messenger RNA from Bombus terrestris (buff-tailed bumblebee), 2496 nucleotides. RefSeq lists its product as uncharacterized. The record is from RefSeq and is a predicted model, not a curated record. The transcript is spliced from 8 exons. Lineage: Eukaryota; Metazoa; Arthropoda; Insecta; Hymenoptera; Apidae. The coding region runs from base 12 to 1931 and encodes 639 amino acids.